GAAAGUCAUCAUUGCGGAGCAGGUGGAAUGCGACUCGAUAUAAAGAGUAAACGGGCGCCGAAGGAGAAAGUCCGUUCCCCUCUUGUCUGACCAACAAUACCAACAUGAAAGCUGGCAGCGUUCUGAUUCUGGGCUUGACCCUCGUUGCGCCGUUCGGUGUUGCGGGUGCACCUAGGACCGAGCUUCCAAAUCAAGCUGGACUCUUUGACCCUUGGCUCUGCAAAUGGUUCCAUGUUCGUUGCCCGCCCGCCGCCCCUGAGCCGCCAACUAGGCCGCCGACUCCUCCGCCCACCAGCACCCGCCGUCCAACUUCCACCUCCACCGCCAAACCACAAACGACAUCAACCGGCCGCACAACCACCGCAACAUCCCAACCCACCGCCGUCCCCGCCCCCGCCCCCGGUGACAACGACGGCGCCGACGACGGCUUCGACCCCACAACCGAGAUCCCCGCCCUGGCGCGCCUCGAAAAGCGCUGGGGAACAUUCGAGCGCCGCUUCACCGCUCUCCCCUCCGAAGGCCUGUCCACCCAGAUCCCAUGGGCGUCAAGCUACUGGCCCUCAUUCCUGGACGGCAUCAACAAUCGCUGGCAGGGUAGCCGCGUACCUUCCCCCGUCGAGAAGUAUGCCACCGCUUACGGUCUCGAUGCGAGCAAGCUUGCCGCAGAGUACAGCAAGCAGCAUGGGGUAUUGAUGAAUGGACAUAUAAGUCACAAGUGUGUCUCGAGCUUUGGAUGCCCGAGCGGAAGCAAAUGUGUUGCUCCCAGUGGGGCUGGGGUUUUUGAACAGCGCUACUGCGUGCCGACUUGGGAGGGCAUCUGUGACGGCUGGACCGCCGCUGCUGUGCUGUUGCCCGAGCCGAAGUGCUCCGUGCGGGCCCAGAACGGCGUUAUCUUCAACCCCGGCGACCUGAAAGCCCUCAUGAGCGGCUUCUUCGCCGCCGACCGCGGCAAAUACACCUACGACAUUGGCAUGUCCGCCCGCUGCCGCACGGACACACCCCGCAAAGACCCCAGCGGGUACUACACCGACAAUUCCUGCAACGACUCCUCCGCGGGCAUGUUCCACCUCGUCAUCACCAACAUGCUCGGUCGCUACAAGCGCGCGUUCGCAUUCGACCAGGAAACUGAGGCGGAGGUGUGGAACCAGCCCGUGUAUGGAUUCAAGAUGCAGGGCGCGGCGGAGAUUACCCGGGCGUAUGCUCAGCAGAUCCUUGGGGCCGAUUUCAAGCUUGGUCCCCACGCUGCGAAAUUCAUCCACGUUGCGAGCGACCUCGACUGGGUGUCGGAAGCCACGGACUCGCAGCUGGAUCUCAACUAUGAGGACAACGCCCGCCAGCUCAAGUCUGUGCUCCGGACCACCCGUUACGAGUACAUCCUUGUCUUGAACGCGGAUGGGAUCAUUGUCGGCGGCGAGUGGGUUGGCAAGUCCAAGAAUAACCAGCCGGAUUUCAUGUGGUUCCCGUACGGCACUGACAAGACGGCCGUUGUGUACGGCGGAAUCGCGUAUGCGGAGCUGGACAAACUUUGGCAGAAGUCGGCUACCUGCAGUAGAUAGAGUGAUGAAAUGAUUCUUUCGUUUUUCCCUGCUUGUCAGUGAGAUAUUGAAGCGGCGUGACAUAGAUACUGCAUCAGAACCCCCAAGUACCCUUGGAAGAUUUUCCUCUAGAAAGCGAUGCCAUAGAUACCUGGCGCACCUCAUAAAAGUUUCCCAUAUUAAGAAGGUCACCGUGAAAUUGAAUAGAAGCGCAGGUCGUACCGUACA
Fimicolochytrium jonesii is the source of this 1763-nucleotide messenger RNA. RefSeq lists its product as uncharacterized. The transcript has 2 exons. The coding region runs from base 105 to 1556 and encodes 483 amino acids. Gene Ontology annotation, molecular function: aminoacyltransferase activity. The record is from RefSeq and is a predicted model, not a curated record. Lineage: Eukaryota; Fungi; Chytridiomycota; Chytridiomycetes; Spizellomycetales; Powellomycetaceae.